Gossypium raimondii (Peruvian cotton) is the source of this 2023-nucleotide messenger RNA. RefSeq names its product receptor-like kinase LIP2. Bases 345 to 1625 code for a protein of 426 amino acids. The record is from RefSeq and is a predicted model, not a curated record. Gene Ontology annotation, molecular function: ATP binding; protein kinase activity. The transcript is spliced from 5 exons. Gene Ontology annotation, biological process: protein phosphorylation. Lineage: Eukaryota; Viridiplantae; Streptophyta; Magnoliopsida; Malvales; Malvaceae.
GAAAAUCAAUGGUUGGAAAGGUUGAUGCAGCAAUAGGUUGGAUUGUCCACUCAAUUCUCCCUCUUUUUCUCCGAGAAGUCUAAGGAAAAAACUUACAUUUUCGUUUUGCUAGUUUCCAAACAUGGGUAGUCAUGAUCUCUUCUUGUUUUCUUUGGUUCCAAAACUGCCUCCUCCAAUGAGGAGUCCUUCAAUCUACUGAAGGUUCCCCUCAGCUCCUACGCCAAUUUUGCCUCAUUUGCAAUUUUCUUGAAACCCCCACGCCUAGAGGCAACUUCAACGACAACUCUUCCAUUCAAAAUACAGAGUUUUCGGGAAUUUCUAGAUUCGCAAUCCUGGCGAAUAACAUGAAUUGUUUCCCUUGUUUCUCAACACAAAAAGGCAAAAAAGAAAACGGUAAAAGGGAUCAUGACUCUUCCGCUGACGAACUUAUUCGAGCCAGAAUACUUGCUAGUAUGGAGGAGAACCAAGCAGAGCAUGCGAAAAUUGCAGCUCAAAGAUUCAGUUUCCGAGAUCUAGCCGCUGCAACCAAGAAUUUCCGUCAAGAAUGCUUGCUGGGUGAAGGUGGUUUCGGAAGAGUUUACAAGGGAACUCUUCAGGCUAAUGGCCAGGUGGUUGCUGUGAAACAACUCGACAGGAAUGUAAUGAAAGGAUGCAAGGAGUUUCUUGUAGAGGUGGCGCGACUGAGCCUCUUACAGCAUGCAAAUCUAGUUAAUCUCAUUGGAUACUGUGCUGAUGGAGAUCAGAGGCUGUUGGUUUAUGAUUUCAUGCCUGGGGGUUCCCUUGAAGAUAAUCUACUUGCUCCCAAGGAUGAAGAGAAGCCACAAUUAGAUUGGUUAACCCGAAUGAAAAUAGCAUAUGGGGCAGCUCAAGCUCUAGAGUACUUGCACGAUAAGGCCAAUCCUCCUGUAAUAUACCGUGAUCUCAAGUCCUCAAAUGUUUUGUUGGAUGAAGAAUUCAACCCCAAACUGUCUGACAUUGGACUGGACAAGCUUGACCACUCAUCAGAAAAGAUGCCAAUGCAAUCGAGGGGGAUGGGGACAUAUGGCUACAGUGCUCCAGAGUAUUCAAGAUCAGGUAGACUCACAACUGUUGCGGAUGUAUACAGUUUUGGGGUGGUUCUAUUGGAGCUUAUCACCGGAAGAAGAGCCAUUGACACUACCAAACCUGUGGAGGAGCAAAAUUUAGUUGCUUGGGCUCAACCAUUGUUCAGGGAACCAAAAAAGUUCCCAGACAUGGCAGAUCCUAAGCUUAAGAAGCGAUUCCCAGAAAGGGGUUUGAAUCAAGCAGUUGCAAUAGCAGCCAUGUGCCUGCAAGAUGAAGCUGCUGCCCGUCCUUUGAUGAGCGACGUGGUGACGGCAUUGAGUUAUCUUUCAGUUGCCUCGGAAGAGAAUAAAAUUCCUCCUGCUCUCCCUCCUUCUAUCUCAUCUAAAUUGCAUUGCAUCUCAGCUAAGCUGAGUAGGGAGUGUGGUGGUGGUAAUCAGGAGAUGGUGGACGAGCAAGGUGAUCAUUCCCAAUCGGAUGCCGAAUUGGACGUUAAUGAUCGAAGUGAGAAAGAAAGUGUUUCUUCCCCCAGCAGUAGCAGCAGCAACGCCAAACCUCAACCUCAUGAAAAAAAGCGCCUUUGACUCAUGAUUCUAUACAAUAACAAUAAUGAUAUAAUAGUAGAAGACGAUGACGACAGUGAUAAUGGAAGUGGCUCUUCCAUAGAGGGAUCUAAGCAGGAAGCUGGGGCUCGGUUCAUGAUGAUUGUUGUGGAGUAAUCCAUAAACUAAAUGCCAAUCUUAACGUACUUUAUAGCAAGGAUUCCCAAAUACGGUUUGCUUCGUAGGUCCAGAACAAGCUGAAGAAGUUGUUCCUUUACCUUAAACAAUUGCAGAGAUUUCUUUUUAUCUGAAUAUUGUUUUCUUCUUUCUCCAUGUCUUUAUUUCUGCUUUUGUCUUCUUUUGUAUCAAACCAUUGAAGAGAGUAAGAGAUCAAACUGCCACGGUCGGCGGUUGCAAUUUUUCUUUUUACCAUUACAAAA